UAAGUAUACCUAACGUCUCAUUGAUGAUUUCAUUCCGAAAACAUUUCUUAUCUUUAACCCCCAGAGUUCCGUGAAUGUUUUUAUCUGUUCGCCCGUUCGGGGCAAAUCAACAAUUUGGACGAACUAACGGUUAUCAUGCGUUCACUGGGUCUCUCGCCGACCAUCCAAGAACUGGUUUCCUACCUGAAGCAGAAGAACGGAAAGAUGAGCUUCGCCGACUUCCUGGACAUUAUGCACCAGCACUCCAAGGUGGAGAGUCUGCCGGACGAGGUGAUUGCCGCCUUCAAGGCAGCCGAUCCCCAGAACAAGGGAACCAUCUCGGCCAGGCAGCUGCGCAAUCUCCUCCAGAAUUGGGGCGAGGGUCUGUCCAUGCGCGAGGUGGACAACAUUUUCCGGGAGGCCAAUGUCAACAACAAUAGCACUGUGCGGUAUGCAGACUUCGUGAAGAUUGCCUGCGCCCCAGUUCCAGAUUACUAUUAGAAAAAGCACUCCAUUCUUACAUUUAACUAAACAUUCCAGUAAAAUAGUUUCCGCACAAUAAAGCUGGCCAAAUGUGUUUUGGGAAAA
This is a messenger RNA of Drosophila takahashii, 567 nucleotides long. Its product is annotated as calmodulin-like protein 4. NCBI's taxonomy places the organism in Eukaryota, Metazoa, Arthropoda, Insecta, Diptera, Drosophilidae. The record is from RefSeq and is a predicted model, not a curated record. Gene Ontology annotation, cellular component: cytoplasm; myosin II complex. Gene Ontology annotation, molecular function: myosin heavy chain binding; calcium ion binding.